CCUCGCAUCUCUCUGAAUAAUCCACAUCUAGGGCAAGCUGACUGAGAGGCGAUCCAGCGCUCAGCUCCUCUCUGCAGGCUGGGAAAAGAGACAGAGAGCGAAAGGCAACGAUUUUCAACGCAGGAGGAAGAAAAAAACGUGAGAUUUUUUUUUGACACAUCAAGAAGAUACAAAAUCAACAAAGGAAGAUUUUCAUUUGCGGAUAUCAUUUAUUUAUACAUAUUGUUUAUAUAUCUAUAUAUAUAUUUGUACACACGCAUAUAGAUAUUUAUAUAUAUAAAUAUACAUUUAUCCUUGUACAUAUCCGUAUUUGUGCUCGUCUGUUUAUAUUAAUAUUUUUAUAUGUAUUUGUGUGUGUAAAUAUAUAUGAUAUAUAAACAAAAGAAUCUAUAUAUCUAUGAAUUUAUAUGCGUAUCACUGUGAGCCAAGAGAAGCAAGAAGAAAUUUCUAUAAUUUCUAUCAUCAGGGCUGGUCUCUGAUUGCGUGGUGGCAUACAAUAUCUUAAAUAUUUCCUUUGAUCUUCUACGUCAAGAGGACAAAGACUACGUGCCCAUUUUGUAUUUUUGUUUUCCUGUUGCUGCUUCCCAUCUGUCUCAGUUUCAGCUUUUUUUUUUUCUCUUCGUCCACGAGGAAUAAGGCGGGGAACAGCCGGAUUUGACCAAAAAAAAGAGAAAAAAAACGAAAAAAGAAGGGAAAUCUGUACAAAUUCCAGUGAUUUGUGUUAUUUCCUUUGGCGUAAGCGCUCUGUGUGCCGAUCACAGCGUGCCGUGUGAGAUCUGAGGAGGCAGCAGAGACCGAGUGCCACGCCGCUCAUCUCAGCGUCAGCCCAGCCAGCACAGCCAGCAUGCACAAACACCACCACUGCUGCAAGUGCCCAGAAUGUUAUGAGGUGACCCGUAUGGCAGCUCUGCGCAGGAUGGAUGCCCCGGCUUACGGAGGAGACUGGCAGGCCGAGCCCUAUGGAUACCCACCUGGGUAUGGGGGAGGACAGACCUUACCCCCUCCAGCCUCAGGAGGGGGUGGAAACAUGGGAGGUGGAGGAGGUGGUGGUGGAGGAGGAGGAGGUGGCACUUUGGGGAGAAGUAAGGGCAAGAUUAUGUCUGGUGGAGGCCCCGGAGGCCCCAACCCAAAGGGCCAGUCCAAGGGUGGACCCAAAGUAAAUGGCAACAACUCCAGUGGACAAGGAGGAUGGUGGCCUGAGUGCACCUGCACCAACCGGGAGUGGUAUGACCAGGCCAACCCUCCCCCCAUAAUUGUCAACGCAGACUCACUAGACGCAGGCCCUUAUGUAAAUGGAAGUGAUGGGAUGUAUAAAUAUGAGGAAAUCAUCUUAGAGAGGGGGAACUCUGGCCUUGGCUUUAGCAUCGCUGGAGGAAUAGACAAUCCCCACAUUCCUGAUGAUCCAGGGAUUUUCAUCACCAAGAUAAUCCCUGGAGGAGCAGCUGCUAUGGAUGGAAGGCUGGGGGUUAACGACUGUGUGCUGCGUGUGAAUGACGUGGACGUCUCUGAGGUGGUUCACAGCCGAGCGGUGGAAGCCCUGAAGGAGGCGGGGCCUGUGGUGCGACUGCUGGUCCGACGGAGGCAGGCACCCCCAGAGACAAUCCUGGAGGUUAAUUUGCUGAAAGGACCCAAAGGACUGGGAUUCAGUAUCGCUGGAGGAAUUGGGAACCAGCAUAUUCCUGGAGACAACAGCAUUUAUAUCACCAAGAUCAUAGAAGGAGGAGCUGCCCAGAAAGAUGGACGACUGCAGACUGGAGACCGACUGCUAGCUGUGAACAACAUCGUGCUGCAGGAUGUGCGUCAUGAGGAGGCGGUAGCUGCGCUGAAAAAUACCUCUGAUAUGGUUUACCUUAAGGUGGCCAAGCCAGGACCUGUGCAUCUGAACGACAUGUAUGCCCCCCCAGACUACUCUAGCAGCCUGGCCCUCCCUCCAGCCUUCCCCACCAUGGUGGACAACCACGUCAGCCACAACUACAUGGGGGCAAUGGAGCCAAAACCAGUGUACCCGCCACCCCAGGUGACCCCGUCAAGGUACUCGCCCGUACCCCGCCACAUGCUUGGGGAGGAAGACUUCACGAGGGAGCCGAGGAAGGUAGUGUUGCACAAGGGCUCCACCGGAUUGGGCUUCAACAUCGUCGGCGGGGAGGAUGGAGAGGGGAUUUUUGUCUCCUUCAUCUUGGCUGGAGGGCCAGCUGACCUGAGUGGCGAGCUGCGGCGGGGGGACCGGAUCCUAUCGGUGAAUGGAGUGAACCUUAGGAACGCCACUCAUGAACAAGCAGCAGCAGCCCUGAAGAGAGCGGGACAGACUGUCACCAUCAUUGCUCAGUACAGGCCUGAAGAGUACAGUCGCUUUGAGUCAAAGAUCCACGACCUGAGGGAGCAGAUGAUGAACAGCAGCAUGAGCUCAGGAUCAGGCUCCCUGCGCACCAGCGAGAAGCGCUCCCUCUAUGUCAGAGCUCUCUUUGACUAUGAUCGAACACGAGACAGCUGCCUGCCCAGCCAAGGCCUGAGUUUCUCUUAUGGGGAUAUCCUUCAUGUCAUAAACGCUUCUGAUGAUGAGUGGUGGCAGGCGAGGCUCGUCACUCCACACGGAGAGAGCGAGCAGAUCGGAGUCAUUCCUAGCAAGAAAAGAGUGGAAAAGAAAGAGCGAGCCAGAUUAAAAACGGUCAAGUUUCACGCCAGGACAGGCAUGAUUGAGUCCAACAGGCAGCCAGUUAAAGUGAAGCGCAAAAAAAGCUUCAACCUCUCACGCAAGUUCCCGUUUUACAAGAGCAAGGAGAAUAUUGUUGCCGACUUAGUGGAGUCUGAACAAUGCCUGACAUCCAACACAAGUGACAGUGAAAGUAGUUCAAAGGGUCAGGAGGACACAAUCCUUUCCUAUGAGCCAGUUAUCCGGCAGGAAAUCACCUACACAAGGCCUGUGAUCAUUUUGGGCCCAAUGAAGGACCGAGUAAACGACGACCUCAUCUCCGAGUUUCCCCAUAAGUUUGGUUCAUGCGUUCCCCAUACGACCCGUCCAAGGCGAGAGAACGAGAUCGACGGCCAGGACUACCACUUCGUGGGCUCCAGGGAGCAAAUGGAGAAAGAUAUCCAGGAUAAUAAAUUUAUUGAGGCGGGUCAGUUUAAUGAGAACCUCUACGGGACGAGCAUCUUGUCAGUCAGAACCGUGGCAGAGCGGGGGAAACACUGCAUUCUGGAUGUGUCCGGGAACGCCAUCAAACGACUCCAGCAAGCUCAACUUUAUCCGAUCGCCAUCUUUAUAAAACCAAAAUCAAUCGAAGCUCUAAUGGAAAUGAAUAAGAGGCAGACGUAUGAGCAGGCUAAUAAAGUCUUCGACAAGGCAGUUAAGCUGGAGCAAGACUUUGGAGAGUAUUUCACAGCUAUUGUACAGGGUGACUCACUAGAGGAGAUCUACAACAAAAUCAAGCUCAUCAUCGAGGAGCAGUCUGGUCCCUACAUCUGGAUUCCCUCCCCAGAGAAGCUCUGAGCUCCCUGCCGUCCUCCCUGCUUCGGUGCAGAGCUCCCUCCCAGAGACCCCCCCCCCAAGCCCCUAACCCCACGUCCACAUGCCAAACCCCCCCCCCCCCUCUCCUCACCUCCUUUUUGCAGAUAUGUUUCAUAUCCAGUUUUAGUGUCAUCAUUUUGUUACUCUCUAAAUGAAAAAGAAGUCUUUAUCACCAUUACUGUGACUGUGCACACCCCUGCAUGAGUUUCUCAACAAAAACCAUUCAAGACUGGAAUUGCCAUUCCAAAGGAAUUUUGUCAAACAGAAGGGAAAAGGAGCGAGUUCCUUUAUGGGAUCGGGACUGCCUGAAGAUGGGCCUGUUGAGCAGAAAUCAGGAAGGAGGAGUUAGUGAUUCAAAAAGAAGAAAUAUAGACAAAUCAAACCAAGUUGGAACACUUUGUAAAUGUUCAUCAGAUCACAUUAAAAAGACACGAGGAGAGGCGAAGAACAAUUAGGGUUUUGUUUUUAGUUUUGGGGUUUUUUUAUAAACAGACUGGAUCCAUUUGAGCCCUGCUGAUGGUACUGUUGGAGGAGACGUAUGUUUAUACUGAUGGAGGAAAUUAGCAAAGAAGCCUAUUAAAAAAAAACAACAGAAACUGGCAAUCUGUUCAUCACAAAGCAGCUCUCUGAUUGGUUGUCAGCGCUGCGGCUGAUGAAGGCAGAUCAAGAGGAAGAAACAUGUUGUGAAUCUCUACAUUUAUAUUAUAAGAUCACAAGAUAAAUCAUAAGUCCUCAGAUUUUACAGCAUAUGAAAAUCUUCACAUUUUACACUUCAUUAGAAACUGUCGCUUGGAGGGCUGUUAGUUUUUUUUUUUUUGUGGGUUGUUUUUUUUUUUUUGCUCUUAUUUUUUUGGCUUGUGGUUUUUAGCUGCUCUGUAAAGGAAUGGGGGUAGAGAAGUGUAACCGGGCUCUCUGCAAAACACCAAACUGCCUUACAUGGAAUAUACAUUGUUUUGUGAGCACCUGUUGUGAGGGAGGCUGCAAGUAAUCGAUGAGGGCCAGAUCUUUACUUCUGUGUCCUCCAAGCUUCAGGAGGUCAGACAUUAAGUGCAAUAGAUUUAAAAUCAAGUCUCACCUCCUCUGGCUCCUUUCACAUCCUUGUUUUCAAACUUUUUUUUUCUGUAUAAUCUGACAAUUUGGCUUUAUUUAAUCCGGACAGGUAGAGCCUCCCAGCUUCUGUUGAGCAGUAGACGACCCCAUUACACUCUCUGCCUUCCUAGAGGAUUCACUUCUGAUUGGUCACAUGGUACUGUCCUAUCUGCCGCCGCUGUGGUGGCCUUAAAAACGGGUAGAACAAGACAAUAAUUGUAUUGGAUGUUCUAAUAAUUAAAGAGUCAGUAUAAUCUGUUCUGAAUUGUCCCCCUCUACCAAAAAAACACUAAAGUUGGGUUUGAGUAAACCUUUUA
Cyprinodon tularosa is the source of this 4911-nucleotide messenger RNA. It is a transcript of the gene dlg3, whose product is annotated as discs, large homolog 3 (Drosophila). The record is from RefSeq and is a predicted model, not a curated record. The transcript is spliced from 21 exons. Lineage: Eukaryota; Metazoa; Chordata; Actinopteri; Cyprinodontiformes; Cyprinodontidae. Gene Ontology annotation, molecular function: kinase binding. Gene Ontology annotation, cellular component: neuromuscular junction; neuron projection; postsynaptic density membrane. The coding region runs from base 845 to 3487 and encodes 880 amino acids. Gene Ontology annotation, biological process: chemical synaptic transmission.